GAUGGAAUCUCUCAGCACCUGCCGCUUACAUGGCGCCGCUGCAGGCAGCGGUUCGUACAGGUGUGCAGGGUCAAACAAGUAGGAAGGUUCGGCAGGAGCAGGGCAAGCUGUGAGCACACGGAAGGAGACACCGGGCUAGCUGUUGGUCACAUGACAUUGUGCGGGUCACAUGACGGAAGGUUUAGUCCCGGGAUGAUCGCACACCGUAUCGCCGCUGAAGAGAACCUGCAGCGACGGAAGCAGCAGCUCCCGUCUCCCACCUUCCUCUCCCCGCAGCCCGGUCCAUGCAGCGCUCUGCCCGCAGGCAGGCGGGAGGCAGAUCUGACGGAGGAGGAGCAGGGAGCCCAUUGCCUGCUGCCUCUCCCAGCCGCCGGCCGCCUGCUGUAAUAUGCUCACUCGGGUAAAAUCUGCUGUGGCCAAUUUCAUGGGAGGAAUCAUGGCUGGCAGCGCCGGCUCUGAUCAUGCCAGUGCCUCUGACUUGCCUAUGAGGUUCCCAUAUGUCAGACCCGAGUUCCUGGGACUGUCGCAGGACGAGAUCGAGUGUUCCGCCGACCACAUCGCCAGACCCAUCCUCAUCCUGAAGGAGAGCAAGCGGCUGCCCUGGAGCACGGGCUACGCAGAGGUGAUAAAUGCAGGUAAGAGCACACACAAUGAGGAUCAGGCAAGCUGUGAGGUGAUGUUUGUGAAGAAGAAACCUGGUGUCCAGUCUACCCCCAACAAGGCCACUACAAACAAGAGAAGAUCCUCUCUACCCAAUGGAGAAGGCUUACAACUAAAGGAAAACUCGGAGGUUGAUGGAAUAACAUUUCAGUACUGGGCAUUAUUUGAUGGACAUGCUGGAGCAGGAGCUGCUGUUGUAGCAUCAAAACUUCUUCAUCACCACAUCUCCGAGCAACUACAGGACAUUGUAGACAUACUGAAAAACUCAGCAGUUUUACCUCCCACCUGUUUGGGGGAAGAUCCAGAAACUACUUCCAACAAUAGCAGGACUCUGACUAGAGCUGCAUCAUUACGUGCGGCUACUGGUGCACCAGGCUCACCAAGCACACCUCAAACACGCUUCUUCACAGAGAAGAAAAUUCCACAUGAGUGUCUCAUCAUUGGAGCUCUGGAAAAUGCAUUUAAGGAAAUGGAUCUGCAAACUGAGCGAGAAAGAAGCACCUACACUAUAUCUGGAGGCUGCACAGCACUUGUGGUUGUAUACUUGCUUGGGAAGCUCUAUGUUGCCAAUGCUGGUGACAGCAGGGCUAUAAUUAUCCGAAAUGGAGAAAUCCUUCCAAUGUCUUCAGAAUUUACACCGGAAACCGAGCGUCAGCGGCUUCAAUACCUUGCUUUCUUACAGCCCCACCUGCUCGGAAAUGAGUUUACACAUUUAGAAUUUCCAAGGAGAGUGCAACGCAAGGAGCUGGGCAAGAUGAUGCUGUACAGGGACUUUAAUAUGACUGGCUGGGCCUACAAGACAAUUGAAGAUGAAGAUUUAAAGUUCCCUCUAAUAUAUGGAGAAGGAAAAAAGGCUCGUGUAAUGGCAACAAUAGGUGUAACCAGAGGACUUGGUGAUCAUGAUUUGAAAGUCCAUGACUCCAAUAUUUACAUUAAACCCUUUCUCUCUUCAAUUCCUGAGGUACGCGUUUACGACCUACUGCAAUAUGAGCACAGUGCAGAUGAUGUCCUAAUACUGGCAACAGACGGCCUGUGGGAUGUCUUGUCCAAUGAAGAAGUGUCUGAAGCUGUUACAAAUUUUCUGUCAUGCUGUGACCCUGACGACCCUCACAGAUACACACUGGCAGCUCAGGACCUGGUGAUGCGGGCCAGAGGGGUACUGAAAGACAGAGGAUGGCGAAUAUCCAAUGACAGGCUGGGCUCAGGGGACGACAUCUCUGUCUACGUCAUCCCAUUAAUACAUGGCAAUAAACUGGCAUGAGUGUAAUUGGCAUGUACUGUUCUGAUGUAAGAGGACAGGCGUAGAGAUGUCACUACUGAAAUAGGGCAUUGCACAGUCUCCCAAGUUGUGUGUUUGGGAUCUCAGAGCAUAUAUUUAAAUGCUGCUAAUGUUGUAUGACUUCUUGUGCUGUACACUAAAUUGCCCUGAACAUGUUUUAGCUUUGUUAUACUGAAAUGUAAUUUAUUUCCACUACAGUACUGUCAGGAAACACUUGGAACUACCCAGUGCAUAUUGCUCUAAACAUUUGGCUUGUAGGGAAAUGUAUAGCUGAUAGUGUGCACUAUUUUUAUGCAGCCCCAGCCUUUUACGUCUUAGUUUGCACCCAUCAGCCACAUUCCACUGUGUUACUUUCACAUAUCUGCAGUAAUGCAGACUUAUAUAUAGCCUCAUGGGUGACCCUCCCCAUCAUUCUUUACCUACAACUCAGGUUUCUUACCAUAUCUUUGGCUUCACUGGAUACAUUGUGCAUGUAAGUAUGGAGAGAUGGCGGACACUAAGUUCUGUGCUAUUUGUCCUCUGACUGUCACUGAGCUCUCUCGCUAUUGCAUGUACAGCGCCCUCUAUAGGCCACUUUGGCGUAACAACACCUUUAUCAAUAGUGCUUGAUACUGUAUGUAAGAAUAAGUAGUAGUACAACAAGGUGUUUUAGGUCCUGCAUCUCUACGCUAUAAGAUAUGUAGCUGUAACAACCCUAAUAUAAAUGUUCCCCCUCUGACACUCACACAUAGCAAAUUGUUGUUUGUGCCAUAGCAUUUUAUGUUGUCACUUCUUUAUUCUUGUAUUAAUCCUUGUCUGCCUAUGGCGGACAGAGAAAGUCUAUUUAAGGUUCCCAUGCAGAGGGAGAACAUCAAAGUCACAGCCAUUCAGAGAAUAUAAGAGACCUGGCCGGUGAAUGUACGGAUUCACAAGCCGGCCAUUGAAGCCUAUUUAAGCUUCAUCUUGGACGAGACGGCUGAUCAUAUUACAUGUAUUUUGCAUUAAUCAUUUCUGUGGUACAGUUAGAUUAAAUUGAUGUGAAUGUAGCAUAUUCUCUGUACUUGUCGUGUUGGAUCGUAACUAUUCCCAAAUUCAGAUCAUCCACCUCUUUGUAAUGUGAGAGAGUGAGCCAAUAAUUAAAAGCUGAAUGACAAAUGUUGCAUAUUUUCAGUACUUGAAAAUUAUUUCCUGAAUAUAUAUUCUAUUUUAUAUAGAGAGGGGAUUGUAAUACAAAUGAGUUGUUACUCUGGGAAUGAUGUUCGAAAGCAAUAUACAUAGAUACUUUUAACUUUGUAAAACAGUGACUUAUAUUGUCCACACAUGGGCUGGCGUUUGGCUUCAGUGGCGUCUGUUUCUAAUUUGGCAAGUUGGACAGAUCCUGCCAUUUGGAGCUGGGGUUGAGCAGCCUGAUGACAUGGAAGCCCGUAAGAGCGGAGAGCAGAUGAAUGCACACACUCGCAGGCUGCCAGCGGGCAUCUUCCGCCAGUCCAUUUAAAUCACAACAUCAUUUUCUGUCCCCACACACACACAUGCUGCUGUCGGACCGGUUUGCAGAUUUUGUAGUUUGUAUGGCUAGUCUUAUUUACCCUAAAAGCCUUUUCUCUUACUGUAAGCAAUUUAAAGUGACCAAUAUUGUCUACAGCCUAGUAGAUUUUGCUGCACUGUUCCCCUUAUUGCUUUUUCUUAACCUAUCCUUACUGUACUACAAUUGAUCAGAUUGUAUAGACAUUAAUAAUCUCACACAAGAGCCCCUCUCUGAGCUAUGGUUAGUUGUAAAGUCCUGGGUAAUGGUAGUAACAUACAUUUAAACCGAUGAACCUUGCUCUGGUUAAAACGUCAUCCAGAAUCUUGUGGCUAGAGUCCAGUAUUUCUUUUCCCAUGUUUUCAUAUAGUUGGAAGGUAAAGUAAAUCAGAGAUACGAGCACAGUUUUGAAAAGUCAUCAUUUUCCAUUCCGUAGUUUCUGAUUGAUGUGACGUCUCAACCAAUCACAUUCAGAGAACUGUGUAAAUAGAGAUUUUGGACAUCAGAAAAAUCAGAAAUGUAUUAUUACCGCCAGGGGGUAGAUUUGCUAAAGCUUCUAAAACAGAUAAGUGGCGGUGUUGCCCUUAGCAACCAAUCAGAUUAAUCAGAGAAUGCAAUAGAGAAAUACUAGCUAGAAUCUGAUUGGUUGCUAUGGGCAACACCAGCACUUGUCUGUUUUAGAAGUUGUAGUAAAUCUACCCCCAGGAGUCCGUUUUGUCACUGAACUUGGCAAAUUGGCGUUGCAUACUGUGCAAUCUUUUGGUAUACAGAUGUUAAAUAUAAAAAAUUUUUUUCGAAGGAACUAAGGGGUAACUGUAUGAAAGGUCAUAGUUGGGGGGAAGUGGUAUCAGCGCACAUUAUGUGUACUGAUACCACCCCAUGUUAUUACAGCAGCGGUGUGUGCCCAGUUACAGGGGCAAUAUGAAUUAUCAUUAUCGGCACUGCUAUCUAAAAGCUAGCACGCUGAUAUGCGGGGACAGUGUAAGAACACCUGCAGCUAUCAAUUUCGACAGCAGCAAUUGUCGAUGUCCUAUCUCCACAGCAGGGACAGAGCUGUCCCCGGCUGUGGCAGGUGCCAGCUUCGGGCUCCAUGUGACAUCUCGCUUGAGUAUUGAGAUCCCGCGCAUGCACAGUGGAGCCGGCAGGGAGACAUAGCGCAUCAGCAUUAAGCUGUGUGCUAAGACAGGUAUCGUCGGAGGGGGGAGUUUUCACAAGAUGAUCAUACAUCUUGUCAGAGUGGCGUCCUGCUUCACCUCGGUAAUGAAGGAAGUGUCAUAGCGGCACGAUCCACGCUGCUACAAUACAUUCCCCCCCUAUGGGGUCUAUGUACUAAGCCUUGUGGAGAGAAAUAAAGUACCAGCCAAUCAGAUCCUGAUUGUCAUUUUUCAGACACAGCCUAUAACAUGGCAGUUAUGAGCUGAUUGGCUGUUCCUUUAUCCCAGGCCACUGUUUCUCCAUCUAAGGCUUAUUCAUGAAGCAGUGAAAAGAGUGGAGAAGUUGCCCAUGGCAACCAAUCAGCUGGUCUGUAUAAUUUUGUACUUUGCAAAUUAGAAAUGUUACUCCAACGCUAAUUGGUUGCCAUGGGCAACUUCUCCAAUUCUCAUUGCUUCAUAAAUAGACCCCUACGUUAUCUAAUUAUUAAUGGGAGAAAAGCCCUGUUUCACUAUCAAUACGGCUUUGCCCUAAAUAAAAAUGAGUUGCUGCUGGUUAAUUCAGUGAUAAGAGGUUAGCCAGGUCUCACCAGUGAAAGCUACCCCUGUCAACAAACAUUGUGGUAGACUGUAUAGAACUACAAUACUUGACCUGUAAUCGCCGUCUCAGGUAGCUGUUAACAGAUGAAAAGCAAUAAAUUAAUUGCUUUUUUUACUGCAAGUUUGUGCAUGCCUGGAAAUAACGUUGCGCAUCUUUUUGUAUGCCCGUCCUAUUGUGAGUUGGAUGAAACUUGGCUAGAUCAGUUUUUUUUGUGAAAUAAGACGUUUCAGAGUGGAAACUGGUCUGUGACAAAAGCAAUCACACAUAACCACCCUGACUUGUGGGUUUGUUGUGGGCAUGAAAUGAAAGCCCCGUGUUAUUCUGGGCUACAUGUACUGGAAGGUAAGCCUGUUUCAGACGGAUCUCUUGCACCUACCCCUGCAUUAGUUAAUUACAUAUUUGCAUUAGCAUUGAGUAGUAAAGCAAGCUUCCAUAGCUGCCCGCAACUACAUCCACUUUGCCUGCAACCUAAUGUCUGUAAUAAGUUAAUACUGCAUUUAGUCAAGGAAAUCUGUAAUAUAUCAGCAGGAAUUGUCAUGUAAGGUGUAACACGCUAUAGUCGAUAAAUCUAACAUUUUAACGUGAUUUACGGGCAAGUUAGGUGUAAGGUUGGAAGAGAUGCAACAUCAUUUUCCGGAGCAGAUUCCAUUAGCAACUUGUGUAUGUGGAACCAAGUAAAGACCCCAAUUAGCAGCACACUGACAGAUAAUAAGGGCUUUACUAAAAAUUCCUAACCUUGCUUUAAAGAAGUCAGCAGGAAUCAUGCAGCUGCGUAACCUCACUGCACCAAGUAAUGCAGACGUUGGCUGUGAAGGCAAGACAAUAAGGUCAGCCUUACUCUCUAUUUUGUGACCUACACAUACUGUCUCAGAGCUUAUUGGGCAUAAAGCAGGAAAGAUAUGGGGCCUAAAGGUGAAGGCUACUAGGGUCACAGGUGGCCUUUAGUGAUCUGGACUAGCUAAGCACAAGUCUGUGGUAGCUAUUGUUUUACAUUCGUAGAUUUCUUUACUUCUUAGAGGAGAAUUCAAUGAUCCGUGGUAAAUUUUUCUGCAGUUUUUUGCCUGAUGUUUUUUUUUUGGGCAGUUCAAGUAAUGGCUUUUUUUUUUCAUAGAAACAUGUACCCCUUCCGUGCUAAAAACACAGGAUGUUUCCGGGUCCAUGUAUAUUCGCGAUCGUGGCAACAAAAAAAACACAAUUGUCAGGGAUUUUGUUUCUCCUGCCUCCAGGCAGAUGAAACAAAAUCCCUGAUAAUGCCAGCUAUCUGCGUCAAUUGAAUUACCCUACCUCCACCCCCCCCCACACCCCCCACACACACACACACACAUGUAGUUUCUUACUACUUGUUCAUUACUAACCAUCUAGUUCUGCCAGAAUAUAAUAAUUUUAUUCAUAUUGUGCUCUUUCUCCAUAAGAGAAUGGAGUUCUUGGAUAAUGUAGCACAUGCUUGUAAUAGGCCUUAUAAUGCCUAGGAGUGCAUCAGACCUCUAUAUACCGAUUAACAUUGGAUUUGGAGGUUUUGCUCAGGACUUGGCCUUGGCUCAUUGGGUGUAAAGGUGAAAUAGAAGUGUUCCUUUUUAUUUUCAAAAACAUGCCUUAAAAUUGAGAUAUAUAUUUAUCUAACAAGUCUAAACCUAUAACUGAAAGAUUAAGAAGUAUGAAGGGUGUUUAAUUAUUUCAAAUCUGCUUUAGCUUAUAACACUCUGCAAUGUUCUACUGGACCAUCCAAACAAAGCUAAAUGUGCCCCAUAUUAACAGCCAGACAUGUUAAUGUGGCCAAGAACUGUGCACAAGGCUUUUCUCAUCACGUCCUUCAUUGUUGAAAAUGGAAAAUAGAUUUCAUUAAUCAAAUUUGAUUUUCUUUUAUUUUUAUUAAUCUUAUUUUUGUAAGUUGUCUUUGUACUUUGCAUUUCAUUGCUAAUGCUGUCAAUCAUUUAUUUUAUUAUAAAUUCAGUGUGCGCUGUUAAUGCCUUGUGUUUCAAAGCGCUAGCCUGGGAGAACACUGCUGAGCAUAUUAGGAUUUGGAAUGUAAACCAGACGGACAGUGCUGUUUAAUACUGCUUUACAGAACAGCUGCAUAGCACAACACAUUGUUACCACAAAUAUCAUCAUACCCCCCAACUGUUCCUGUUCCAGCGGGACCGCCCCAUAUUCGGACAUUGUCCCACCUGCGUGCCGCAGGGUCCUGCGGGCGGGGGAGUAAGGUUGUGAGCCUUUGCUCACCGCUGCUUUGCACAGCAAAGCAGCAGGGGAUUUCUGAAUGGAUGCUGUGCGCAUGUACAGCAUCUAAUCCGUGCAGGGAAGUGCUGAACAAACCCUCCAAUUGAGGGUCCUGACUACACUCAGACACAUGUUGGGAGGUAUGCAAUAUGCACAUGACAAACAUGGCCUAAUAAAUGACUGUACAUGAGGGUACAAUAUUAGUAUGGUUAUGUUUCAUCAUUUGUUAGUGAGCAACAGCAAAUCUGUGCACAGUAUGCCUAAGUCAAUAUCUACAUUGCUAUGUUCUUUAUGAAAACAAAAUAUUUAAUACAGUAUUUUUCUUCUAUCAAUAAUAAGUUUGUCCAGCUGUUCUUCAUUCUCUAUCAAUUGAUACAUCCUUAUAAAGUAACCAUAAUUUAGCAUCCUGUGGCUAAAGGUGGGUACACACUGAUAGAUAUAUCUGCAGAUCAAUUGAUCUGCAGGUAUAUCUAUGGACGGAUCGGGCAGUGUGCUGUGCAUACACACUGCCCGAUCCGUCGGGGACUGACGCCAUGAACUGGGCGGGCGUGUACACACGCCCGCCCAGUUCAGCUGUCAGUCACAGCUGGCCGCCGCAGCACGUGUGGGGGCGGCCGGCUAGUCAACCGUACACACACAGCGAUGCGCCAGUAUAUCGGUAGAUAUAUUGGCCAUCGGCUGUGCUGCGGGGCUGACACAAUAUGUCUGUGAACUCAGUCGUUCACAGACAUAUCGCCCGUACACACUGGCCAAUGGACCAGCGAUAUAUCGUCCGUUCAGGAGAAUGGUCGAUAUAUCGGCCAGUGUGUACCCACCGUUACGGUAGAGAAUGCUAUAUUGCUUUCUUAAGCUGUUUACACACUAGGCUAUAUAUUGGGUUUUGUGAUAUAUCGGCCAUUUGAGACGAUAUAUCGGAAGCCCGAUGGCGGGUAUGUACAUCCGAUACGUCUGAACGAUUUUAUUCACAGUCCUAUCUCGUCAGCUGUGCAGCACAGCCGAUGGCCAAUAUAUCAGAAGACUAUGUGUAUGCCGACUGCCCAAACAUACUGCAGGGGCUCACACACAGCUGGGCGGCUGAAUUCAAAUGCCCACUCAGCUGGAUGAGAGAACCAGUAAGUGUGUAUGCUUAACUGAAUCAGCCGCUCAGUCAGUGCAAUGGCAGGUGCACCAACAUAUCUGUCUGGUGUGUACCCAGCCUAACCAAACCAUAUAUAUAUUGGUUUAUCUCGAAUCAAAUGUUAAAAUAUCAUUUAAAGCCAAUAAACUUGUAAAAUGCCUUUCAAGCUGCUGACUUGUUGGCAUUUUCAGAUUAAAACCAGAUAUUAAAAAAAAAAAAAGGUUUAGAUUCUGCUUUGCAUAGUUAGUGCUCAUACAGUUAAAAACUAUUUAAAAAAUAAAUCUUCCAAUGUGCGUUCCUCCACAUGUUCCCCUUACUGCGUGUAGGCUGAGUUACUGUAUGUUUUACAUUUUCCACAACUUCUGGAAAAUGUUUAAGCCAGCUGCAUAAUGUCUUCCAGGGAAAUCUUGGAAUUGAAUUCUGAAACCCAUUAUUUAGUAGAGCUAGCUUGUAUUAGGAUGAGGCGUUUCUUCUCUCUGUAACUCUCCGAUGUGCUCGUGUUGGGGAUCUCUUUGCAGCACAGAACACAUGUAUCUCUCAUCUUCUGGCAGUCACUGUCUCUGCCAUCCUUAUACAGCUAUAAUAUGAUUUCUUAGGACGCUUGCAUUACAGUAUGUGAUUAUUUCAUCCCCCAAAUGCCUUCCACUCAGCGCAAAUGUACAAUAUGUGCAGACCUCUGGCUGGCUAGAUACAGAGUGUUGAGAAGUGUAUAGUACAUAGGAACAUUCCCAUCAGCACACGGUACAUUAGGAGAUAUAAGGCCUGAUUCAGAGGUGGACAUCCCAUCACUGCUGCGUCUUUAUCUUCUAAAUUCCACUGUAUACAUACAAAUGCCACUGUCUUUUAUACAGAGACACCCACCACCGGCGUCUCAUCAUCAGACAAACAUCGGUCGCACCAUCGAAGUUCUCAGCAUCCCUUCGGUUGCCAAUUCUUUUCCUUGGAACUGAGAUGCCGGUGUCAGUACCACUGUGUACAGGGACGUAGAUGCUAGCUCUGACAUUGCCCGGAAUGGUCACAGCAUAUCUGCGUUUUACUCACCACACCCUGUUACCUCACACAGAUGUUCACUACCUGUCAAACAUUCUGCGUCCAACUCCACACUACGAGCUCUGUCAUAUCUCCAUUACCGCACAUGUGCAGUGGGACUCAGAUUGGCCAGCAGCGAUAGAUAGAGGGACAUCUAAUAAUAAUGAACCGAACGUUUGUGGUGGAGGCAGAAAGUAUAUUAAUUGGAAAUUCAGUUUAAGUCCUUUGUAAAUGGAAGCCGACUACAGAAUCCUUAAUUUCUGGAUUUCCCACUCUACUGGGACAGAGAGCAAAUCUCAUAUUUUUAUAACCGUAUUGGGUACUCUGUAGUUUUUGUUGUUAUUCAGUGAUCAAGCUUUCCUUCUGUCAGCUAUUGCUGCAUCAUCAUACCUUUCCCCAAUUUGAUUUCCGACUUGGCUCCUUUGGAAAUGUUUGUGUACAGUACUGUAUGUACACUAGUGCUCUGCAGAGUGGCCAGUCGGAGGUAUUAUAUCUAUUGCUUUAAUAUUCAUGCAAUGUUUUUAAGGAAUGAUUCUGGUUUACAAUUAUUUUUGUCCAUAAACCUUUUUUCCCCUUAAUUCCUUUAUUUGCGUUGACCAAAACUGUAGAUGGUGGUUGUAUUUUAAAUGAAGUCUCUUUGUAAAUGUAUUAUGUACCAAAAGGUAAAUCGAUAAAAAAAAUUGUCUGUUGGAUCUAAAUGAACAAACUAAUGGUUCAACCUUUGUAUGUGACUGUGACAUGUUGUUGUUUUUUUGUAGACUGGAAAAAGAAGUUUAGUACUUGAUGAUAUAUUUUAUGUGUUUAGAAAUGUAUUUAAUGUAAUGCAAUGACAAAAGAUGUAACAAAGUUUAAAAAAAUAUAUAUAUCUAUAUAUAUAAAGAAUAAAUGUAUAUAGUUAAAUCUUA
Molecule: messenger RNA, 10460 nt
Organism: Pseudophryne corroboree (corroboree frog)
Lineage: Eukaryota; Metazoa; Chordata; Amphibia; Anura; Myobatrachidae
Gene: PPM1H
Product: protein phosphatase, Mg2+/Mn2+ dependent 1H
Exons: 10
Coding region: 389-1921 (510 amino acids)
Biological process (GO): protein dephosphorylation
Molecular function (GO): protein serine/threonine phosphatase activity
Source: RefSeq, a predicted model, not a curated record